AAACCCAAAUUUCUGAAGGAAAAAAAGUUUUAAAGUAAAAUAAUGGCGAUAAAGAAGUCAUCUCAAGCAGCAUCGAUCAAGCAAAUCUUAAAGAGAUGCUCGUCGAGCUUAGGGAAGAAUAAGAACGUCACCGGUUGCUACUAUAAACAAGAAGAUGGUCUUCCUCAAGACGUGCCGAAAGGUCAUUUUCCGGUUUACGUUGGACCAAACCGAAGUCGGUACAUCAUUCCCAUCUCGUGGCUCGAACAUUCCGAGUUUCAAACGUUACUCCGACUAGCCGAGGAAGAGUAUGGUUUUGACCAUAAUAUGGGUGUAAUCAUACCCUGUGAUGAAGUGUUCUUCAGGUCUCUAAUCUCUAUGUUCAGAUAAAUUCAAUCGCGCGGGGACUCAAGAAUCAAAGAAGGAUGACUUAUAGUAGUUACAAGAUGAUUGAUUAUUUUUUGUGAUGGUUAGAAGAGGAUAUCUCUAUAUCAUAAAGAAAUUCGAAUUUGAAGUGGAGGGUAAAUCCAAAAAACAAGAAACAAAGACGAAGGGGGUUACAAGCUUCGUGUAUCAACUCUUUUUUUUUCCUUUUCCUAAAAUUACAGUUUCUAGUUUCUUUUUCUUAUAAUGUUUUGUAGUGGGUGGGCUGGGAUACUUUUUCCCCUACGUUAACGGCCAACGUGACAUGUUGACGAGUGAUCAUGAGAAGAGUAGCGAUAAUUAACUCUCCUUUUUCAUAGUAAAUGUUAAAUUUAUGAGUUUGUACUGGAUAUAAAGUGUGCUUUAUAGUAAAUUUCUCAGACAUUGAACACUAUUUAUUGAAUUCUCACUUUCAUA
Molecule: messenger RNA, 819 nt
Organism: Brassica oleracea var. oleracea
Lineage: Eukaryota; Viridiplantae; Streptophyta; Magnoliopsida; Brassicales; Brassicaceae
Product: auxin-induced protein 15A-like
Exons: 1
Coding region: 43-369 (108 amino acids)
Biological process (GO): response to auxin
Source: RefSeq, a predicted model, not a curated record